Messenger RNA from Solea senegalensis (Senegalese sole), 882 nucleotides. It is a transcript of the gene nrip2, whose product is annotated as nuclear receptor interacting protein 2. The transcript is spliced from 6 exons. The record is from RefSeq and is a predicted model, not a curated record. Lineage: Eukaryota; Metazoa; Chordata; Actinopteri; Pleuronectiformes; Soleidae. The coding region runs from base 67 to 882 and encodes 271 amino acids.
UCACCAUCAUCACCAUCAUCACCAUCAUCACUGCUGCUGCUGCUGCUGAGGCUUCAGUCUCAGACCAUGAGCGAGGCGAAAAAAGGCGAGCUGGCCAUGCGGGACAAAGCCAUCCUGCACCAGCAGAGACGCCUGAAGCAGGCCACGCAGUUCACGCACAAGGACUCGGCUGACCUGCUGCCCCUGGACGGGCUCAAGAGACUGGGCACGUCUAAAGACCUGCAACCCCACAGUAUCGUGCAGCGCCGUCUGCUGGAGGGAAACAUCACACGGCUGCGGGGGGAGGCCCGGGACAACACCGCCAGGAUUCGCUCACCGCUGGCCGACAACAAGGAUGGGCUGCUUGACGCAGAGGAAAGGAGCGAGAGCACGGCCGACGACUCCACAGAGGAGAGGGAGUCCCUGGAGGAGAGCGAGAGGAGCCUACGGUCGGACGAGGAGGACGACAGCAGCGAGGCCGGAGCGAGACAGACGACCGAGAAGACCGAGGUCUCGCAGAGCUCGACCCUCCUCACAGCGCUGGUCGUUCAGUGCAAGUGCUGUGAAACUGAAGUCAAGGCGUCCAUCAACACGAGCAGCCAACACAACCACAUCUCCACCACCUGCUGCAAGAGGCUGGGAUUGGUUCCAGACCAGGACACUUCACCGUCAGUGAGCGGUCUGCAGCUUCAGCUGGGCAGACAGAUGCUGCAGUGUUCAGCCCACGUCAAAGACGACGAGGCCUUCGAGCUGUGCCUGGGUCUUCAGACUCUGUUGGAACUCAAAUGCUGCUUGGACCUGAGCCGUCGGGUCCUGAAGCUGCAGGGAAGCGGCGAGGAGCUCCCGUUCCACAACCCGUCCAUGGACAGCCAGUGCCAACAUGACUCCAACGAGAACCUGUGA